Molecule: messenger RNA, 1488 nt
Organism: Phragmites australis (common reed)
Lineage: Eukaryota; Viridiplantae; Streptophyta; Magnoliopsida; Poales; Poaceae
Product: protein CUP-SHAPED COTYLEDON 1-like
Exons: 3
Coding region: 229-1161 (310 amino acids)
Biological process (GO): regulation of DNA-templated transcription
Molecular function (GO): DNA binding
Source: RefSeq, a predicted model, not a curated record
UCUUCGAUCUCCCUAUAUAUAAUCCUCCAUCACUUCACCUGUGAAGACAGUAUAUAUCAUUGCAUCGUUCUUUCACUUGCUUUCUUGCAGCAAAUUGUAGUGGUAAUUGAACCAGAGGAAUUAGAGCAUCUCGAGAAAAAGAGGAAAGGGGCGAAGACGAGCAAUCUGUUGGUGGGUUGCAAUUGCUUGGUUUGGGGAGAAGAGGGCACGCAGGGUAUCAUUGGAUUGAUGGGGCUGAGGGAGAUGGAUUCGGCUCUGCCACCGGGCUUCCGGUUCUACCCGAGCGACGAGGAGCUGGUGUGCUUCUACCUGCGCAAGAAGGUGGCCAACGAGAGGGUCGCCUCGGGGACCUUGGUCGAGGUCGACCUCCACGCCCGCGAGCCGUGGGAGCUCCCCGAUGUGGCUAAGCUCACCGCCGAGGAGUGGUAUUUCUUCAGUUUUAGGGACAGGAAGUAUGCCACGGGUUCACGAACGAACCGUGCAACCAAGACGGGCUACUGGAAGGCGACCGGCAAGGACCGGAUGGUCCAUGAGCCAGGCACGCGUGCAUUGGUCGGCAUGAGGAAGACGCUGGUGUUCUACCGUGGUCGCGCUCCCAACGGGCAGAAGACCGACUGGGUCAUGCAUGAAUUUCGCCUCGAAACACCUAACGCGCCACCAAAGGAGGACUGGGUGCUGUGCAGGGUGCUCAACAAGACCAGGAAAACCUCAGAAGCCGAGCAAGGCGGCAGCAGCAGCAUCCAUCACAGCCAUGCCGCCACCGCCACCGACGCUGGCCCCUCCUCACCGCCGGCUCUCCUCGGCUCGCCGCCCGACCCAGCGGCGGCAGCGGCGGACGAAUUAUUCUACCAGUGCCAAGUAGCGACGGGCAACCAUUGCGGCAGCACCGACGCCCUGCUGAUGAACCUGCAGGCGAUGCUGCAGCAGGGCAGCUUGUUGGACUACUGCAGCCCGCGGGUGCUGCACGAUGACAUGCCGGUUGGACCCCACAACGCCGGCUGCACCAGUGGCAGCAAAGCCGUGGCCGCCAUGGAGCCUGAGCCGGAGCCGGAGCUGGGGCUGGGGCACGCGGUGUUCGAGGAGCAUGGCAUGGGGGAGAUCGAGAUGGAGUACUCGCAGGCGCAGGGUGUCUGCUGCUACAGGGAUGUGCUAUACUUAUAGCAGGUAGCAGAACAAGAGAACUCUGAAUUGUUGGGUGUGUAUACAAAUGGGUAGUUAAAUUUGUGUGUGGCAUGCUGAAGGAAAGUUAAUGUGCAUGGUACAGAUCGAGAGUUUAGAGAGUCUGGGUUGAUUAGAGUGAGAAAUUAAGGAGAGUGAUAUUUGGUUCUUGUGAUUUCUGGUUAUGUAUAUGUACGUAAUGAGCGAUCAAUUUAAGGUAAGUGUGUAGUUAGCUUGUAUUUUUUUUAAGUAUAAGUGGGAUGCACUCAUGCACAAGCACCUUGGCUGUGAAUCUCUGUAGUAAAGAUGGUGAGGUCAUAGUAAAUUUGA